Rosa rugosa (rugosa rose) is the source of this 2894-nucleotide messenger RNA. RefSeq lists its product as uncharacterized. The record is from RefSeq and is a predicted model, not a curated record. Lineage: Eukaryota; Viridiplantae; Streptophyta; Magnoliopsida; Rosales; Rosaceae. The transcript is spliced from 5 exons. The coding region runs from base 1544 to 2614 and encodes 356 amino acids.
CUCUCUUGAAUCAAAGCACUUUUCUUCUUCUUCUUCUUCUUUGAGAAGGACGAAGGACUCUGGUGUGGUUAUCUUUAGGAGAAGAAAGAAUAGAAAGUGUUGGUAUCAUACCAGAGAGGUCGAUAUCACUCUCCUCUUUGCUGGAAUUCCUACGGUUCCCAAGCUUUUCAAGGAAAGGGAACCCGAAGACUUACAAUUUUAUGGAGGAUUCCACAAGUGGAGACGACAGCUUUAGUAAUGAAUCCUCGUCGUCUAGUGACUCCGACAGGUCUUCUCAGGGAUCAAUAUCUAGUUCUAAUGAGGGGGGGACGUCUACUGGAUCGUCUGAAAACUUGGGUGUGCAUAGGUUAGGGAAGGAGUUCAUGGGUCAGGGAUUAGAGUCUGGCGGUCGGGGUUCCUCUACUACAUAUUCGGAGUCUAGUGGUUCCUCCUUCAAAGGGGGGCUCCGAAUGUUGAGUGGGAGAGGCGGUGGUCAUGUGACUUCGGUUGGCAUGUCAUCUGGGCGAUUAUGUGGCAAUAGUGAGGCGGAGAGUUAUUAUGGAGGGUCGAAGUUGAGUAGAAAAAUGCAAACAGAGGCUAGGAAACGGCUGUUGGCAUAUAGGGCUGCUCGUUCUCCGUGGACAGCUGACCAAGAGAUGACCGAGACUAGUGUUGACGCUCUAAGAGAACUGAGGUGGAACUAUCAAAUACCUGACUCCGUAGAGCUAAGAUUGAUUAAGGAUGAUGAGUUGCCUAGUAGUCCUCCGGAUGGGUUUGUUACUCUAUACCCAGCCAUGCUAGAAUUAGGUAUUAGGAUACCGUUCCAGCCCUCAGUGCAUGGUUGGGUGAGUGAGCUUGGCGUUGCUCCAGCUCAAAUUAAUCCUAAUGGCUAUAGAGUGAUUAUUGCUUUGAUAGCUUUGUGGAACAAUAAAUUUGGUUGUGACCCACCAGUUGAAGUUCUUCGUCACCAUUUGCGGCUUAAGAAGAACAUAUCAGCGACCAAGGAUCCUAUUGAGGGUUUUUAUUGUAUUGUUCCCCAACGUCCUGCCAUUGUACUUGAGCUUCCAUCCGGGGUUAAAACUUGGAGGAAUAAAUGGUUUUAUGUUAAGGGCUGGGCGUUCACUUCUAGUGGUGGAGUUCCAGCCCCCAGCAUUCCUACUCAUUUUAAGGAUGCAGGGAAGUGGCGAAAAUUGGAUUCUCUCUCUAGAGUUGUGAAGGAGAGAUUCAAAAGUUUCCUUGAUCUUCCGAGAGAGGAGCGACGUUUCAAGACGAUUGUCACAGAAGCAAGAUUGGCGAGGCUUGGGAUAGCAGCUCCAGCCAGAAGUAUGACACUUGACAAGAAUGAUCCUGGACUUCGAGCAAGGAUUCUCCAGCAACGUCAAGCCAUAAAGGGGCCAAUUGUGCCCAGACCCUUGGUCCCUCCUAAUGAAGACAUGUCAUCGCCUAGGCCCCCAAGUCCCAAGUUUCGGGCCCGACCACCCAGGCCUCCAUCCCCCCUGGAUUUAGGAGGGCAACGAUCAGGUCUCCGAUUGAUUCGCUUGAAAAAACCUCGGGAAAAAGAAGAAUGAGUGAGGAGGCGCAGGGUAAGCAAGACCCUUUGAAGAAGAAACUGAGGGUGGAUGAUGAGGUCGACAAUCUUGUGGAAGAUGCCAAGAGGGAGACUCGGCAGUCCAAGGCUAGGCAGCGAGUUGACACUCUGGGUGCGCGCCACCGCCAAGUUGACGUUCCAGAAUUUCUUUCUGAUUACGUUGGGGACAUGAUGGGGCUUAUUGACACUAAGACUUAUACCGUAAACUUUGGGACGGGUGAACUUAAGGGGGAACUUGAUUCUCUUGUGGAAGGGGCAAAAAGUUCUUUGAUUUUGGCCAAUUUGAAGAAUCAUCUCAUAAUUGACAAGAUGGCGGAGAGGAUUCGUGAGUUGGACUCCCAGGUGCUUGCAACCAACAAGGAGCUCAGGGUGACCAAGACUCAGCUGGGUCAAAAGAAGAAAGAUGUGGCUAAAAUGGAGGAUUAUCACAAAAGGCUGAAGGAAAAAGAAACAGAUGUUGAUCAGCUGGGAGAAAAGGUUAAGGGCCUGGAGAAGGAACUCAGGGUUAAGGCCCAAGAGUGUAAGAGAAUCAAGGGUUUGGAGGUGGAAGUCCAAGACCUUAAAGAGAGGGUUGAGGGUCUCAGGAGCAAGGCCAAGGUUGGUCGUAACAGUAUUUUGAGGGAGUUCCAGGAUUCUAAAGAGUACAAGGACAUCUUAGAGAAUAGCUACUCAGAGGGGUAUACUGACUUGCUUAACCUAUGCAUAGAGCAUUUUGGUGAGAAGGGAAUGGAAUGGGCAGUUUCUUUGGGUAUUGAUGCUGUGCCUCUAGAAAUUAAGGGUAGCCCCUCCAAGGCUACACUUGCUAAUGCAAGUCCAGGUCUUGCCCUUUCUGGCCAUGAGGUUGAGGGAUUGGACCGUGGAGGAGUCGACCAGGCAAAUGGGUCAGUAUUGGGAGACGAACCUACCGAGGCAUUGAGCAACGACCGCCAUCAAGGUAAGUCUGGCACUGGUGACACUCCAGUGGAGGACAAAGGAGGCGUUCUUGGAGAUGGGGAAGAUGGAGAUGAAAGGGCCAAGGUGACAAAUGCCGAUCCUUUGAAGUGUUGAGGGUUGACGUAAGGUUUAGUUCGUUACUUCUAUUUUGUUCUUGCAUGUUGUAGGGACCCUUUGGAUUUGUUUACUUUACGUUGCGGAUGUCUCACCCUUUAUUUUGCUAACUCGGAUGGCCAAUUAGCUCUUUUGUGGUAGGGUAUACAGCUCUUGAACAUCUAUGAUUUCUAUGUAAUCUAGAUAUAUCCGAGGAUGAGUGUCUUGACCUGUCAGUAUUCAUCCUCGGGUAUCUUUUGCUAACUAUAACUUAAAUCUUAAUAGAAUCAUUCUAUGGACU